AUGGCUACAGGCUCAGCCAGCCCCCGAUCCUAUGGUUGUUCAUCAGGCGAGUUGCGAGGGAACCUCAGUUCACCCGAGUUGCGAGGGAACCUCAGUCCAACUCUCGGGGAGCGCGUCGAAGGUAAGAGAAAUGUCACUAUAGCCAGCAAUUUCAUCAAGGGAAAGACUGAGGAGGAAGAGGAGGAAGUACAUCAUGAUCAAACAACCACUUGGUCAAUGAAGAAGAAGCAGGCCAAUAGAUGCAUGAACAGCAGCUACGUCUCCAACCUGAUGACCUUGGUGAUCCUUGUUGAUGCGGUGUGUACCAUUGCUGAUAUUGACUACAGGGCCAUCGGCCAGAAAACUCCUGCAGUUUACCCCACUAUCUCGAACAUUUGCCUGGGCUUGUACACAGCAGAAGUGCUCACAAUGUGGAUCUUGCGGGGCAGGAAGGCCUUCAGACACUGGACGAUGCGCCUUGACAUAGUCAUCAUCAUGGCUGGCUUCACCGAGCUUGCUCUUGAUAGCUUGGCCUCAGACAUCAUGAUCAAUCUGGGUUUUGUGCCCAUUCUUCGAAUGGUUCGAGUGCUUCGUCUUGCAAGGCUUUUGAAGCGACUUCGAGCUUUUCGAGAGCUGCAAAAGUUGGUGCGCAUGAUGGCUACAUGCCUUCGGGCACUGUUUUGGUCUUUCGUUUUCUGCUUCAUGAUAAUGACAGUAUGGGCCAUGUUAAUCGUAGAGUUCGUUCACCCGAUCAUGACCCACAUGGACAGUCUCGCUUCUGAGCAAAUCUGCCAGAACUGGCCAGCAUGUUCUACCGCCACCUCCGGGGUGAUGGAAGCCAACUUGUUGCUCUUCAAAACGGUCAUUGCUGGCGACAGUUGGGGCGAAAUUGCCGUACCGGUCAUACGGGAGUACCCGGCCACUGCCAUAAUUUUCUGCGGCUCCCUGCUCACGCUAGUGUUUGGUGUGCUGAACCUGAUUGUGGCUGUGGUUGUGGACACAUUUGCAGAAGCUCGCCAACGGGACGUGCUCAACCUGGCAGAAGAGCUGGAGUACAACCUUGCAAAUGAUGUGAAGAGCUUGGAGGCAAUCUUCCAAAGAAUCGAUACUGAUGGAAGCGGAGAGGUAACUUUUGAGGAGCUACUAGAGGGAGCCCGUCGAGAUCCUCAAUUCCAAAGCAGGCUUCGAGUGAUGGACAUCGACGAAGCAGACUUGCAACAGUUGUUCGAGAUGAUUGACACGACUGGCGAGGGUCAGAUUCGAUUGUCAGAGUUCGUUGCCCCGCUCAGUCGAUGGGUGCAUGACUCCAAAACAGCCACGCGCUUCAUCAAGUACAAUGUGCUCAGAGCCUUGCACCAGCAAGAGGAGAUAUACGCGCAAAUGCUCGAGCACCAAGACGUGUUCACAGAGCGUAUGGCUGAAAUGCAGAGCAUGAUGAGCACCUUGUUUACCAUCCAGACCUCUCCAAAACGACAAUCAAGAGGACACUCAAGAGAAUCAAGCACUUCAAGUUUCACGAAUGCUUCGACGUCAGAGGAGCCUCAAGACGACACCCUGGAUCAGGUCCUGCCUCGGCAAUUGCCAGUCGUUCCGAAGCUGAGCGACUCUGAUGACGAGCCCGUAGUGCAACCACCAGUGUCCCAGACGCCUGCAGCCCUGAUUCUUGAGGCACCCGCCCAGCGGUCGGCACCUUUCGAAAUGCCAAGUGUUUCUUUGGACAAGCUCGAUGACUUUGUCAUGGCUACAACCGAGGCAGCACUUCGAAAGUGCAUGGUGCUAGUUGAGACUGCCUUGCAAGAGCGUGUACGCCAGCCGACCAUACAACCUCGAAAGCAGCACCGCACCCUGAGAUCAAGCCUGCGCGAGCGUCGUGGCGCUACGGGUCCUGGACCCGUGGGUCCUGGACACGUUGGUCCUGGAAAGGAAGCGCCAAGUGGCCAAAGCAGCCUCUCAGUGAAUUCCUUCGACAAGGGCGCAUCCUACGGACUAUACUCUCACUCAUUUGGGCAGGGCAUGCCAGGCGCGCUUAGCACCAACAAGUCGGUGAACAAGAUACCUCGUCGGCCUUUAGGUAGCUUUGCAGCACCUGGCAGCUUGCCUCCUUCCUCCUGGUUUACUCGAUUGGUUUCUUAG
Symbiodinium pilosum is the source of this 2112-nucleotide messenger RNA. The record is from the annotation of a GenBank genome assembly. NCBI's taxonomy places the organism in Eukaryota, Dinophyceae, Suessiales, Symbiodiniaceae.